CUCAAUUCCAUUUCAAUUUGCAAGGACUUCGUUCCAGCUGCUGCACAGUAUUGUCCCCAUGCCUGUCGCGGGUGCCAUGCUCCGCUGCGGGCUGCCCCUCUUGAGUCGGGUUGGGGGCGGCGGGCGCGUGUUGUCGUGGCCUGAUGCCCUGCUGGCCCGCAGCUGGAGCGGCCAGGCAGAGCAGCAUUCGCCAGCGCAGGAUGACAAGCCCAUCCCCGUGGACAUCCCUGUGCCGUUUCUGGCUCACAAUUGCGAUCCGCCCCCCCAGCACACAGAGACGAGUGGGGAGGAGCUGUUCCGCUUCUUCCGGGUGAUGAAUGUGAUGCGCCGCAUGGAGAUCGCUUCGGACCUGCUGUACAAGCAGGGCCACAUUCGCGGCUUCUGCCACCUGUACGACGGCCAGGAGGCGGUGGCAGUGGGCAUGGAGGCUGCGCUCACGUGGGAAGACCCCCUCAUUACUGCAUAUCGGGAGCACUGCAACUACCUGGGGCGUGGGGCCACCGUCACACAGGUGGUGGCAGAGCUGCUGGGGCGGCAGGCGGGGUGCAGCCGCGGGAAGGGUGGCUCCAUGCACAUGUACCACCUAGAUCACCACUACUACGGGGGAAAUGGCAUUGUGGGCACUCCCCCUCCGCUGGGCACCGGCCUGGCGUACGCGCUGCAGUAUCUUAAAAAGCCCAACGUGGCGGUGGCGAUGUACGGCGACGGCAGCGCCAACCAGGGCCAGGUGGCGGAGGCCAUGAACAUGGCGGCGCUGUGGAAGCUGCCCAUCGUGUACGUUGUCGAGAACAACCACUUCGGGAUGGGCACCUCAGAGGCGCGCGCGUCGGCGCACCACGGCUUCUACGACCGCGUGGGCUACAUCCCGGGCAUCAAGGUGGACGGCAUGUCCGUGUUCGCGGUCAAGGUCGCGGUGGCGCACGCCAAGGAGUGGUGCCUGGCUGGGCGCGGCCCAAUCCUGCUGGAGAUGGACACGUACCGCUACCACGGCCACUCCAUGUCUGACCCCGGCAGCACGUACCGCACGCGCGACGAGAUCCAGGGCGUGCGCCGCGAGCGCGACCCCAUCGACCUCGUGCACAAGCUCAUCACCAAGGAGGGGCUGGCCACGGCGGAGGAGCUGAAGGCGCUGGCCAAGGAGUGCCGUGCGGAGGUGGACGCGGCGGUCAAGGAGAGCGAGGCCAGCCCGGAGCCCGAGGAGGCCGAGCUCUUCACACACGUCUACAGAGCGGACACGGGAGUGGAGAUGUUUGGCGCCGACCGGCACGCCAGCCGGUUGCAGCGCAACUAGGCCGGGCGCCACGGCGAGUGCCGGUGGAUACGCCUCUAGCAGGAGAGGAGGGAGCCGGAGAGAACCCGGAGAGGUCGAGAGGAAAGAUGAGGCUCGCCCAUAUGUGCACGCUCAAGCUCGCUACACAGAACCGCACGCCUGGGGAGCAAACUCGCUCCGACUUUGUACACUAUGAAUGCUCAAACAUAUGUUAGACAGAGCUGUCCGUACAGACUUUUAGUUCCAUUAGCGGCAGAAGGCUGGGGUUACAAGCGAUUGAAAAUUCAGAUACGUCUGUAGACUACGCUUUUGGGCUUUGUUGCAAAUGAUAAACACAGACCAUGCGCAAAUCCCAGGCCUUUUUGUGAUGGUCCGCCUUUUAGUUGUACAAUUGAAUCUGCAAACCUGAUUGGAAACCAAUUGAAUCAUGCUGGCUCCAUAUCGCUUACAGAUAUCGCUUACAGGCCGCUUCGCUGGCGUCUUUAGCGAGCACUAUUCAUUUGCCGCGUUUGAAUAAUCGAG
This is a messenger RNA of Klebsormidium nitens, 1792 nucleotides long. Lineage: Eukaryota; Viridiplantae; Streptophyta; Klebsormidiophyceae; Klebsormidiales; Klebsormidiaceae. The record is from the annotation of a GenBank genome assembly.